This is a messenger RNA of Coprinopsis cinerea okayama7#130, 1908 nucleotides long. RefSeq lists its product as hypothetical. The record is from RefSeq and is a predicted model, not a curated record. NCBI's taxonomy places the organism in Eukaryota, Fungi, Basidiomycota, Agaricomycetes, Agaricales, Psathyrellaceae. Gene Ontology annotation, molecular function: protein binding. Bases 61 to 1908 code for a protein of 615 amino acids. The transcript has 4 exons.
UUCUUCUUCCAGAACUUCACCCUACAUCGUCUUCAAAACCACACAGUCACACUACGAAACAUGACAGACACGUCCUCCGACCAACUCAGAAAAAACUUCGAGUCCAUGAACCUCGGUACAGGCAAGGAACCCUACGAAGAGUCCGUCACCGAGUACAACCUCCCCGGCGGGCUCGUCGUCCUCCCAAAAGUCUGGGAAAAAAUCCAAGUCCGCGAGCGUAUCGCCAGGGUAUUCGAAAUAGCCCUUCUUCAAGGCCAAAAUACCAACCAAUCUGUCCUCUGGUCAGUCCUGGUGGCUCUUUUAUUCCGCAACGGCGUGCCCGGUUCGGAGGGUGCCAAGUCGCUCGAAAGUCCACGCCAGUUCUGCGAGAUGCUGGUGGAGUGGAGGAAGGUUGCGGGAGCGUGUGAGGAGCUUACAGAGGCGUUGCAGGCUAUGCAGAGUGGCGAGCUGUCGGAGAGUUUCGCGACGUUCGGAUCCGUCGUAGUUUGGAUGUUCAGCAUCGCGAUCGGCUUGGAGACCGAGAAGUUAUCUACAGCAUCGCAAGAGGUGCAGAAGGCAAUGAUAGCCUUGGACAAGCUCAGGGAUAUCAUAGAGAGGGGGAACACACCUGACGAGGCUCAGGAAGACGACGAACAAGCAGCGUCGAGUUCAACUACAACUCCGCCUACCGCCAACAAACCUCGAGUCGUACAAAUGCCUUUUGGGAACGCCAAGAAUGAAAAUCUGCCUGAAGACAUCGAGAAACGCUUCACGGAAUUCGAGCUGACGCCCGUGGACAAGAUUCCACUCAAAGUCAAGAACGGCAAGGUCGUAGAGCCCGACAUCAUAUCUACCUACGUCCCCUCCGCUCCCGUCGACGAAUCGAAGGAAGACCCAGAUGGCCACACGAUCUGGAUCACGAGUCCAGCAUCCAAAGCCAAGUACUUCGCCCACAAGAACUGGCCUCGGCCUCUCCCCAAAAUCCGCAACAGGCUCGUCGUACGCGAGACGGGCGACGGAUCUGGCUUGGGCGUCUUCGCCACGGAAGACAUCAAGCGCUACGAACCCGUCCUCGUCGAGCGCCCGUUCCUCGUCUAUCCCAUCCAGAAUAUCUUUGGUCGGAUUAACUCCGAAGGGCUGAGCGAGCUGUCCGACAACCAGAUUGCGCAGUUGUACAUGAAGAAGGCGGAGGGUAUGCUUCGCUACGCUGUUGAUCAGCAGAUGAUGUCCCGUGCGAGGAAAGGGUUCUUGGAGUUGGGGAAUUCGCAUUUGAAUGACGGGAGUGGACCUCUGUUGGGAAUCGUCAGGACGAAUGGGUUUGGAAUAUCCUUUGGUGAGCGACUUCCCGGCCUGGACGACGAAUUCAACCAGGGGUACGCUGCUAUCGCGAAGGUUGGCAGUCGGUUCAACCAUAGCUGCACUCCAGACGUCGUCCAAGGCUUCGACGCUGCGACAUUCUCCAUUCGAUUCACCGCCACCCGGGACAUCAAAGCAGGUUCCCAAGUCCACGUCGGCUACGCUCUCACCAACGCUCCCAAAGCCGAGCGCCAAAAGGCCCUCGAGAGGUACGGCUUCGAAUGUAAAUGCCGCGCCUGCGUCCACGCCACCCCUCAAUCCGACAAACUGCGCCAAAUCUCCAACAAGAUGACGCAGACGAUGCGUCGGCAGGCCAUUAACGUUUGGUCUAAAGACCGGAAGCUUACUGAAGAUGUUUUGAAGCCUGUGUUGGAGAUGAAGAAGAGGAUGGAGGAGGAGGGGUUGGAUACGAUUGAGGCGGGGUAUACGACGAUUUAUGAGAUUAUGCAUCGGGUUUAUGGGCAGGUUGGGAAUAGGAGGAAGGAGAAGGAGGUUUUGGCGUUGAUGAUGGAGCAUAUUAAUGGGUCGCUUGCGGAGGAGGAGUGGAGGACUGGGGUGAAGCCUGUGUGUUGA